This is a messenger RNA of Vicia faba (fava bean), 645 nucleotides long. The record is from the annotation of a GenBank genome assembly. NCBI's taxonomy places the organism in Eukaryota, Viridiplantae, Streptophyta, Magnoliopsida, Fabales, Fabaceae.
AUGGAAGGGUCAAAUGGGUUGGUGUCCUCAUCGUCUCUGUCAUCAUCGGGAAUAUCUUUUCUGCGAUCUUGGACUUUCUGCUUUGCAUUUGUGGGGACUUUUUUGGGGGCUAUGACAGGAGCCUUCAUAGGGCAAGAAACUGAGAGUGGCUUCAUUCGAGGUGCUGCUGUCGGUGCUAUGUCUGGAGCUGUCUUCUCUAUUGAAGUAUUUGAAUAUUCUCUUAACCUUUGGCGUUCUAAUGAAUCUGGAAUUGAUUGUCUCUUAUACUUGAUUGAUGUUAUUACCAGUUUAAUGAGUGGGAGACUUGUACGUGAAAGGAUAGGUCCAGCCAUGUUGAGUGCUGUCCAAAGUCAAAUAGGUACUGAUGAAAUGAGCUUCUAUGAGUUUCAAAACUUCUAUGAUGUUGGCGAUACAAGAGGUUUACCGGUAGUUUUAGUUGAAAAGAUCCCAACAAUCUCUAUCACAAGUAACGAUAGUUAUGAUACAUCUGGUGAUAGAGUUUCAUGUUCAGUAUGUCUUCAGGAUUUGCAAGUUGGAGAGAGCGUUAGAAGGCUACCCCGUUGUCAUCAUAUGUUUCACCUACCUUGCAUUGAUAAGUGGCUCAUCAAGCAUGGUUCUUGCCCAUUAUGUCGAAGAGAUGUAUAA